AUGAAGGAAAUGUUUGAAAUCUCAGACCUGGAAUUGAUGACAUACUUCUUUGGAAUAGAGGUGAAGCAGACAACAAAAGGAAUCUUUCUCAGUCAGAGUUCCUUUACUAUGAAGAUCCUGGAUAAGUUCUCUAUAAAGAACUGCAAGCCAACAAGCACACCAAUGGCUGUUGGAAUGAAGCUAUCGAGGCAAGGGAGUGGUGAACCAGUUUACGAGACAAUGUACAAGAGUCUCAUUGGCAGUCUAUUGUAUUUGACUGCAACAAGACCCGAUAUUAUGUUUACUGUUAGUGUGAUAUCUAGUUUCAUGAAUUGUUGCAAUGAUCAGCACUUUCAAGCAGCUAAAAGAGUGCUGAGAUACAUCAAAGGCACUAUUGAUCAUGGUGUGUUGUUUAAAAGGUCUGAAAACAUGAAGCUGAUAGGCUAUGUUGAUAGUGACUGGGCUGGAUCAUGUGAUGACAUAAGGAGCACAUCUGGAUAUGCAUUUAGCAUUGGCUCGGGCAUGUUCUGCUCGAGUUCUAAGAAGCAGAAUUUAGUUGCACAAACAACAGCAGAAGCUGAAUAUGUUGUUGCUGCAUCUGCUGUGAACUAA
This is a messenger RNA of Gossypium raimondii (Peruvian cotton), 591 nucleotides long. RefSeq names its product secreted RxLR effector protein 161-like. Bases 1 to 591 code for a protein of 196 amino acids. The record is from RefSeq and is a predicted model, not a curated record. Lineage: Eukaryota; Viridiplantae; Streptophyta; Magnoliopsida; Malvales; Malvaceae. The transcript has a single exon.